AAGGUGACCCUCUAUAUCUAUCUAUCUAUCUAUCUAUCUAUCUAUCUAUCUAUCUAUCUAUCUAUCUAUCUAUCUAUCUAUCUAACAAUGGACUAAAAAGGCUACCAUCUGGAAAUUAACGUAAGUGUACACUAUUAUUUAUGAAGCUAACAUUGCUGAGAAAAAUCUGAGUGCCCUAGGGCAGGGAGGGGUCAAUAUUUUCCCCAGUUUUAAAUAGUCAAAGUGUGGAUUAAAUGAAAUCGAUACCUACCCUCUUGCACGGUUGCUUAGGAAAGUGUCUGCAAGCGUGAACCUAGAGCUGACAGGAUGACCCCGGGAUGAGCCUCCCUGCGCUCCGCCGCCUCUAGCCCGGCCCCCUGGAGGCUGGCGCGCAAGGCGGCAGAGUCGGGCAUGCCAUGGCGCUGGCGGAACUGGCCUCUCGCCUCAACUGCGCCGAGUACAAGAACUGGGUGAAGGCCGGGCACAGCCUGCUGCUCUUGCGGGCCGCCCUGCAGCGCUUUGCCGGGGAGCAAGUGCAGGCCUUCCACCGCCAGCUCGUCGCGCGCUCUUCCGCGCGCCUCAGCCCGUCGGGCCUCCGCUGCAGCAGGCGCUGCACCCCUCGAGGCAAGCAGUUCCAGCCUGCGUGCUCCUUGUGUAAAGAAUGGAAAAAAGAGAUUCUGAAUCAUCACACGCACAAGAAUGGGGAGGUCCACUGGGGAAACUGCAGGCCUUGGCUCUGGCCGUCUAAUGCAUGGGAGUUGGCAAAGGCUUACAUGCCUCGUGGGAAAGCAGACAUUUGUGGUCCAGACAAAUGUGAUGCAUCUGCACUCUUAAACCUUUUCAACUUCUGCGAUCACUUCAGUAACAUCGAUCAGAAGAAAGUCAGAGAGGUGAUUAAGUGCCGCAAUGAACUAAUGCAUUCUUCAGAUAUGAAAGUCUCUUCUUCUUGGCUGAAAGAAUUUGGGAAUCAUGUUCAGAACUUGCUAAAUGAAUUUCAACACAUUCCAGAGGCUCAGACGGCUCGUACAAGGAUAGAAAAGCUUCUGUCAUCUGAUUGGGCUGUACAUGUACCAGGGGGAGAUCAGCUUGAUGGAUUGGAGGGUGAAAUGAAUCAAAGCCACAUCAGUGAAAUAGAAGCAGAACUGAUAAAAGAGAGACUCCAUGAAAUCAGUCUUCUUGUGGAAGAACAAGGAAUGAUGUCAGAAGAGGAUUUAAACAGAAUACAAAUUGUAAAGGAUUUCCUAAACGGCAACCAUGAUCUUCAAAGAAGUUUGCAGGCUGAAAUGCAGAACCUAGAAGACCUUGUGCAAAAAUUGUACGGCCAAAAACAAUCCAUGAAAGAAACCCAGGAAGUGAACAAUGAGGAGACAGAUGAAGGCAAGUGUAUAUGUUUAAAAUGAAAUUUGUGUUUUAUCGCUCUAACAAGUUGCACAGCAAAACUCGCUGACACAUUGUAAGGUGUUGGGAAAGAAUACCGCCUUAGGAAGGAAUACCACCUUACAGAAAUCAGAAUAUGCAGCUUUGAGGUUGCUUUUAUUUGGAUUCCACGAGGCAGACCUUCAGUAAAUAAGG
Molecule: messenger RNA, 1551 nt
Organism: Zootoca vivipara (common lizard)
Lineage: Eukaryota; Metazoa; Chordata; Lepidosauria; Squamata; Lacertidae
Gene: C4HXorf38
Product: chromosome 4 CXorf38 homolog
Source: RefSeq, a predicted model, not a curated record